Molecule: messenger RNA, 1209 nt
Organism: Adineta ricciae
Lineage: Eukaryota; Metazoa; Rotifera; Eurotatoria; Adinetida; Adinetidae
Source: the annotation of a GenBank genome assembly
AUGGCAACUAAUAUAAGUCGUAAUGAACCGAUUGUGGUUGAUCGACUGGCCCUGAGUCGUGCUCAGCAUCUUAAGUCUCGCACAAGUCGUCAACAAUCUAUAUCCGACGAUGAAAAUGAUUCCAUAUCAGACUGGUCACAAUCUGAUCUCGAAUGUAGUCCGUUGAGCGACAUCGAAUCGGCAUCAAAUCUUAAUGAGCCGAUUGAUUGUGACUCUUAUCGAGUGCCGUUCGAUGAUGUUGACGAUUCUUUCGAUGAAAAGUUACCUACAGCCGAACCGAAAAUACCCGUUAAUGGAAUACGAUCAAAUGAUACACCUCUACCAAUUAUUAAUGAUAGUACGACAAGUACACAUAUGUCAUUUUCAAGUGAUACGGACAAAGUUAAACAACCCGAGCAAUCAUUGAGCAUAGCCGAUAGCAAACCUCCAGUACAAUUUCGAAAAGCGUUGCAAACACCAUUGCUACCUGCUCGACGAAUGCAAACGAAGCAAGUAUCUUCGCGUCAUUUAACGCCGAAUUCUCAUAUUCUAUCCCAAGUCACGAACGCGUCAUAUAAUCGUAAAACGAUAUCACCGAGUCCAUCGCGUUUGUAUUUACGUCGUGGAACAACGUCAACUAGCACGAGUGCAAAUACUCAUUCAACGAAAGAAUCCAAUUCAUCAACGCAUAGUUCUAUUCAAAGUGGUAACGACGAACGUCCUCCGCCGACUGCUUCUACUACUAGUUCGCAGCAGCGACCAGUCGCAGCGUCACCUAAUUUCAGUCAUUCAUCGACAAACAAUAAUGUUAUUUCACGCAUUUACGAGGUGAAAAAACUCUACGUUGAUGAUUCUGAUUACGGUCGCUUAAGUGAUGUUACAGCGAUUAAAAAUGUUCCUGGGCGUAGUCGACAAAAAUGGGGUACUAUUGUUCAUCCCCCAUUUCCAUUAGGCUAUCAACACAGCACACCUGAACAAGUCUCACAAGUUGUUGAACGUCUAACAAGUCCUGUGCGUUGCCGUGAUCGACACCAACCUGCUCCAACACCAUCUAAACGAUAUUUAUCUGUUGAAGAAACAGAAGCAUUAAUAAAUCGUUUGACCAAAGUCAAAACACUUCGCUCCCCUGAUCAAUAUUGGCCUCUUCCUCCGCAAACUCGUUCCGUGAAAAAUUUAAGUAAUAGAUUAAAAGAAAAUAAUAAUUGGAAAGGUGUUGGCAUUUCGGCCUGA